Messenger RNA from Pecten maximus, 699 nucleotides. RefSeq names its product mammalian ependymin-related protein 1-like. Gene Ontology annotation, cellular component: extracellular region; lysosome. Gene Ontology annotation, biological process: cell-matrix adhesion. The record is from RefSeq and is a predicted model, not a curated record. NCBI's taxonomy places the organism in Eukaryota, Metazoa, Mollusca, Bivalvia, Pectinida, Pectinidae. The coding region runs from base 61 to 639 and encodes 192 amino acids. Gene Ontology annotation, molecular function: calcium ion binding. The transcript has 6 exons.
CGGUCAAUAAAUUAGAGAUAAGGCAGUGUCCAUCGUCACUUUGGUCAAGAACAAUUCACGAUGAAGGUUGCCCUGUUCCUUUGCUUUGCUGUCGGCACGGUGCUCACUCAAGUUCCUACUCCUUGUCAAUCGCCUCCACAAUGGGAAGGAAGGGAACUAAGAGUUGAUUACAGUCAAAAGUACGAGGAAUACCGCCGAAUCUUCUACGAUGAGACCAACAAGCGUGUCCGUACCAUUGCGGAAGUGGAGUUCAACAGCACCAGGGAUUUCUACGAUGUCCUUGACCUCUACGCCACGAACCAGCGGUACAGCAUCAAUAUGAGGACCCGUCAGUGCAAUACGUCCAUGAUAGACAGGCCUUUCCGCUACCGAGGUGUCCACCCAGACGCCAAAUUCGAACAGCUGUUGUCACUUGGACUCACCGGAUACCCCGGAGAGAGCAUCCAAUUGGCUAUCUUCUCUGCCAAUGAGACCGAUGAAUUCUACACCGGAACCGUUGCUUAUCCAGCAUGUAUCCCUGUCACCAACAUCCACAUCACACAGAAAUAUGGUUUUGAGCACAAUGACUAUUUCGACAUCACUGCCGGAAUUUCCGACCCGAUGGCUUUCGUUCCUCCACCAGAGUGCACGAAAUCAUAGAUAGCUAUGUUUAUGUAAUUGUAUUUAUCUAUUAAAAAAAAAGACAAAAUACUGACGUUA